ACAGGUAGGCGCAUCAUUUUGCCCAAAGGCUCGGGCGGUGACGCACGGGGUAAAUCAGUGCACAAAAUCGUGUCCUCGCCUCGCAGUUAGCUUCACAGGAGUUACUAGCACUGGAGUGAGCUACACCCGCACCUACUUCUCAUAGUAAGUUGUGUCUGUGCGAGACUAAGAUACUACCGGUAGGACCAAAAUGGCGGACCGGAAUCUUACGACGGUGGAGGCGCUGGCCGUGCUGCAGAAAAACUCGGACCAACUGUUCCUGGUUGUGACGGGAUUGUUCGUCUUCUUUAUGCAGGCGGGGUUCGGGUUCCGAGAGGCGGGGUCCGUCCGGAGCAAGAACACCACCAACAUCCUCAUCAGGACCAUGCUCAAUGUCUUUAUAUCCGGCAUCGCCUACUGGAGCAUCGGCUACGCCUUCGCCUACGGGACCCCGAGCAACUUCUUCCUCGGGCACAGCAACUUCUUCCUCAGCCUGCCUGUAGUUGACGUGACGCACGCUAGGUGGUUCUUCCAGUUCACGCUGGCGGCCACCUGCGUCACCAUCGUGUCGGGCGCGCUGUCCGAGCGGGUAGAGUUCGCUGCCUGUCUGGUGUACGCAAUGCUCAUCUCUGGAUUCCUGUACCCGGUGGUUAGCCACUGGGCGUGGGCUCCCACCGGCUGGCUGCGGACCGGGGCGGGGGACAAAGGGCUGGUCUUCCCGAACUUCUCCAGGCCUCUCUUCCAGGACUUUGCUGGAAGCGGUGUAGUUCACAUGACAGGGGGCGCUAUUGCACUGGCGGGCGCCAUCAUGGUGGGGCGGAGGAUCGGCAGGUUUGAGGGCCGGAGGGCUGUCAGGAUUCCUGAGCACAACGUCCCGCUGGUGUCACUUGGAACCUUCAUGAUAUUCCUGGGACUGCUGGCCUUUAACGUGGGCGCACAGGGCACCAUAUCCCGGUCCGGGUCCGGGGAGGCUGUGUCUGUUAUCACAGUCAACACGAUCAUCUCAGCAUCCAUUGGAGUCUGCGUCUGUUCAUCUCCAGGACUUGUCGCUAUGUUGAUGAAGCGUGUCGGCAUCCUGGGGAAACCCAACUGGACCUACCUGUCCGCCGCUAACGGAGCUCUCACCGGCAUGGUGUCCGUCGCUGCGGGGUGUGACAUGGUGUACACCUGGGGUGCCCUGGUGAUCGGGACAGUCGCGGGACUGACGUACUGUGUGUGGAGCCGGCUGCUGCAGGCGCUCAGGAUAGACGAUCCCGUGGACACUAUCGCAGUGCAUCUCGGUGGCGGGUUCUGGGGUCUGGUGGCGGCCCCCAUUCUGUCACGGAAUGGUAUCAUCCAGGAGGUCAGCACCAUGAAUCUUAAGGUGAGAUUUGACAGAUUUCUACCGACUAUCAAAAGGGUUUUUACAAAGGAAAAAAAACAAAAAUCUUAAUCUUACAGACCACAU
Branchiostoma floridae (Florida lancelet) is the source of this 1426-nucleotide messenger RNA. Its product is annotated as putative ammonium transporter 1. The record is from RefSeq and is a predicted model, not a curated record. The transcript is spliced from 9 exons. Gene Ontology annotation, cellular component: membrane. Gene Ontology annotation, molecular function: ammonium channel activity. Bases 191 to 1411 code for a protein of 406 amino acids. NCBI's taxonomy places the organism in Eukaryota, Metazoa, Chordata, Leptocardii, Amphioxiformes, Branchiostomatidae. Gene Ontology annotation, biological process: ammonium homeostasis; ammonium transmembrane transport.